Messenger RNA from Magnusiomyces paraingens, 1704 nucleotides. RefSeq lists its product as uncharacterized. Bases 1 to 1704 code for a protein of 567 amino acids. NCBI's taxonomy places the organism in Eukaryota, Fungi, Ascomycota, Dipodascomycetes, Dipodascales, Dipodascaceae. Gene Ontology annotation, biological process: proteolysis. Gene Ontology annotation, molecular function: cysteine-type endopeptidase activity. The record is from RefSeq and is a predicted model, not a curated record. The transcript has a single exon.
AUGUCCUACGGAAACUACGGCGGCGGCGGCUACGGCAACAAUGAUGGCUACAACCAAGGUGGCUAUAACCAAGGUGGCGGCUUUGGAGGCCCUCCACCUGGACCUCCUCCAGGCCAAUAUGGCGGCGGCUACGGUGGAGGCAACGAGGGUGGCUAUGGUCAGCGCGAGUUUGGCGGGCCUCCACCUGGGCCUCCUGGUGGUCAGUAUGACAACAACCGUUGGGGUGAAGAAAAUGAGAGUAGCGGUAACAACAAUGGCGGCUAUGAAGGUCGUCGUCACCAGGGUGGUGGUGGUUAUGAGCAAGGUGGAUAUGGAGGCAAUGAAGGCCGUCAGAACGAGUACGAAAACCAAGGUGGUCGUCAGAACCGGUACGAAAACCAAGGAGGUUACGGUGGAUACAAUAGCAAUGAAGGUCGCCAGAAUGAGUACGGGAACCAGGGAGGCUAUGGAGGAAAUAAUAACAGCAAUAAUGGCCGUCAUGGUGGCUAUGAAAAUGAAAGUGGCCGCCAAAACAGAUACGAGAGCCAGGGCUCUCAAGGUGGUUACGGCCAGAGCUCUCAAGGUGGCAACAGCCAAAGCUCUCAAGGUGGCUACAGCCAGAGCUCUCAGGGAGGCUACAACCAAAGCUCUAACCAAAGCUCACAGGGAGGCUACAACCAAGGUGGAUCUAACCAGGUCUCUGGUGGCCGCUACGGCAACCCUAACUACGGUGGCAGUCAUUCGACGCAAAACCAGCGAUUCAACGCGCCACCUAGCCACGGACAGUCCUUUGGCGUUGAGGGCAUGCAGAACUAUAAGUACUCUCAGUGUACUGGUCGACGCAAGGCACUGCUGAUUGGUAUUAACUACAUUGGACAAAAGUCACAGCUCAAGGGAUGCAUCAAUGAUGUUAAGAAUGUGCGCAAGUUCUUGACUGAGGUUUACGGAUACAAGGACGAUGAUAUGGUGAUACUCACAGAUGACCAGCAAAAUCAACAGUCUAUCCCUACCAAGGCCAACAUUUUGCGUGCGUGCCAGUGGCUUGUCAAGGAUGCCCAACCAAAUGAUUCACUUUUCUUGCACUACUCUGGGCACGGUGGUCAGGAAGCUGACACGAGCGGUGAUGAAAAUGACGGCUUUGAUGAGUGCAUCUACCCAGUCGAUUAUUCCAAGUCCGGCUCCAUCGUUGAUGACGAGCUCCACAAGGUUCUGGUUUCACCACUGCCUGCUGGUACUCGUUUGACAUCACUUAUGGACUGCUGCCACUCGGCCACCGUUUUGGAUUUGCCCUAUGUAUACUCUACCAAGGGUGUUCUCAAGGAGCCUAACAUGCUCAAGGAUGCCGGAAAGAGUGCCCUUUCUGCGUUUUCCAGUUACUCGUCCGGAGAUAUUCAGGGCGUCAUGUCAUCCGUGUCCGGAGCCAUUUCACGUCUGCAGCAGGGUAACAAGGGCUACGAGUAUACCAUCAAGAACAAGACGUCACCUGCUGACGUCAUUAUGAUUUCCGGGUGCAAGGACAACCAGACAUCUGCAGACAGUUUCGAAGACGGCGCUGCUACAGGUGCCAUGUCCCAUGCCUUUAUCCAGGUCAUGCGCAACAACAAGAACCAGAGUUACCUCUCGCUGCUCAAUAAUAUGCGUGAUGUUCUUGAGGAUAAGUAUGAGCAAAAGCCUCAGCUUUCAUGCUCCCACCCGCUUGACUGUGAUCUCCAGUUUAUCAUGUAA